Neohortaea acidophila is the source of this 2113-nucleotide messenger RNA. RefSeq names its product t-complex protein 1 subunit alpha. Gene Ontology annotation, cellular component: chaperonin-containing T-complex. Lineage: Eukaryota; Fungi; Ascomycota; Dothideomycetes; Mycosphaerellales; Teratosphaeriaceae. The record is from RefSeq and is a predicted model, not a curated record. Gene Ontology annotation, molecular function: ATP-dependent protein folding chaperone; ATP binding; ATP hydrolysis activity. Gene Ontology annotation, biological process: protein folding. The transcript has 2 exons. Bases 175 to 1998 code for a protein of 607 amino acids.
UCAAAUCGUUUGCUCCGUUUCGACAUUAAUUCCCAUCACUCGUCAACUUCACCCACACCUCGACCAGCACUUCCAUGACUCUGGCUGGUCUCUUAGACACCUGAUCGAUCCGCUGUCUAUCGAUUCAAUCCUCCCCCAAACUUGCACCACAUCCACACAGCGAGCGAUCCUUGGAUGGCGGGCAUCUUCGAGCAAUCCCGCAACAGCGGCACCCUCUUCCUGGGCGGACAGAAGAUCAGCGGCUCCGACAUCCGCGAUCAAAAUGUCCUCGCCACGCAAGCGAUCGCCAACGUUGUCCGAUCCUCCUUCGGCCCCAGCGGGCUGGACAAGAUGAUGGUGGACGACAUUGGCGACGUCACAGUUACCAAUGACGGCGCAACGAUCCUGAGCCUCUUGACCGUCGAUCAUCCCGCUGGCAAGAUUCUGGUGGACCUUGCGCAGCAGCAGGACAAGGAGGUGGGCGAUGGGACGACGAGUGUGGUGCUGAUUGCUGCGGAGAUGUUGCGGAGGGCGAACGAGUUGAUGAAGAUGCGCAUACAUCCUACCACUAUCAUCACGGGCUACCGGUUGGCGCUGCGAGAGGCAGUGAGGUACAUGAAUGAGAACAUCAGUACCAAGGUGGAGAACCUGGGGCGGGAUAGCUUGAUCAGUAUUGCGAAGACGAGCAUGUCGAGCAAGAUCAUCGGUGCCGAUUCGGACUUUUUCGCCAAUAUGGUCGUUGAUGCUAUCACCAGCGUCAAGAGCACGAACGCGAGGGGUGAAGUCAAAUAUCCCGUCAAGGCGGUGAAUGUGCUCAAGGCGCAUGGGAAGAGUGCGACGGAGUCGAUGCUAGUCAAGGGAUAUGCGAUGAACUGCACAGUUGCCAGCCAGGCGAUGAAGACGCGGAUCCCGGAUGCGAAGAUUGCCGUCCUGGACAUGAAUCUGCAAAAGGCGAGGAUGAAGCUCGGGGUGAAUGUGGUGAUCGAUGAUCCUGCACAGCUUGAGAAGAUUCGAGACCGGGAAGCAGGCAUCGUCACCGAGCAGGUGGAGAUGAUUUUGAAGGCCGGUGCGAAUGUCGUCUUUACUACCAAAGGAAUCGACGAUCUUUGCCUGAAGUACUUCAUCGAGAAGGGGGCAAUGGCUGUGCGGAGGUGUAAGAAGGAGGAUCUCCGACGGAUUGCAAAGGCCACUGGAGCCACCAUGGUGUCGACGUUGGCAGACUUGAACGGCGAUGAGGGCUUCGAUCCCAAGAACAUCGGGUAUGCGAAGGAAGUGGUGCAGGAACGGAUAAGCGACGACGAGUGUAUCCUCGUCAAGGGUCCGAAAGAGCACACCGCGGCGUCGAUCAUCCUCCGAGGAGCGAAUGAAUACAGUCUGGAUGAGAUGGAGAGGAGUGUGCACGACUCCCUGUCGGCAGUCAAACGAACGCUGGAAAGCGGAAGAAUAGUACCCGGCGGCGGAGCGGUGGAGACGGCACUGCACAUCUACCUCGAGGAGUGGGCCACGAGCGUGGGAUCUCGCGAACAACUAGCCAUCGGCGCCUUCGCCGCCUCUCUCCUCGUCGUGCCCACCACCCUCGCCGUCAACGCAGCAAAAGACAGCACGGAGCUCGUAGCGCAACUCCGCUCCCGCCACGCCCUAAGCCAACGCACCGCCGAACCCGCGCCCCUCCCCUCCUCCCAACAACCCCCCACAACCGCCUCCCCCAACGGCGCCCCGAAAUCCCCCACCCAACCAGGCCGCCCCGCCUCCUCGCAAGGCAGCACCGGCGCCGCCAUCGACGCCGACGCCAAAGCCCUCGCCAAGGCCAAGGCGUACAAGAAUUACGGCCUGGAUUUGAGCAAGGGGCGCGUGCACGAUUGCUUGAAGGCGGGCGUGUUGGAGCCGAGUAUGAGUAAGGUGAAGCAGUUGAAGAGUGCUGUUGAGGCUUGCGUGGCGAUUAUGAGGAUUGAUACGCUGAUUAAGUUGGAUCCUGAGCAGAGGGGUGAUGGGGGCGAUGAUGGGCAUGGGCAUAUGUGAGGGUCUGGUUGACUUGCUCGUUGUCGGUGGCCCCCCAUGCGGAGAGAGAGUUGAUGAUAGUUGUACUAUUACGUCUAGCUCAAAAGCCUUACGCAUUGGAGGUGGAAAAUAAGUA